GGAUAUUCCAGGACACCGGUGCGCCACCGACCGACUCACGCCUUAGAGAUGCUCAUGUUCGCGCUCAGCUUCGCCGCCCUGGUGUGCACGGUGGCUGCACGGCCUUCACUCAACUACCUGGAGAAUCACUUCACCGCCGAGAACGAGUCCGAGGAGGUUCGUUCAGCUGCCAUCAAGAGGCUCCUGGAGGUUUUUGGGAUGGAGGACCCUCCUGCUAUCCAUGGACACAAGCAGGCACCUCAGUACAUGCUCGACCUGUACAACACAGUGGCUGAUGUGGACGGUGUCACCAAGGACCCAUAUCUUCUGGAGGGGAAUACUGUGCGCAGCUUCUUUGACAAACUGCGAAGUGAACAGGUGGAGUUCAGGUUCAAUUUGUCCACGGUUUCGAGGACUGAGAAGAUUCUAACUGCAGAGCUGCAUCUUUUCAAGCUGCGACCUCAGGCAACGCUCACAUUCAACAGACACCACUUCUGCCAAGUCAGUGUUUAUCAGCUGCUUGACACCAGCAAAACCAACAACACACAGGGGAGGAAGCUGCUGUCUUCUCGGCUCGUCCCUGUCCACUCCACUGGUUGGGAGGUUUUCACCAUCACAAAAGCUGUUCGCUCCUGGACGGUGGAUGAAGGCAGCAACCUGGGCCUCCAUGUGGUGGUUCAGACCCUGGGAGGAAGCCAGAUGGACAUGAAACUGAUCCGCUUCGCUUCAGGGCGCAACCACCACCAGAGCAAACAGCCCAUGUUGGUUGUCUUCACUGAUGACGGACGCAGGUCCACUACUCUUGAGAAUGCAGAUUCAAAUGAUACCCCAGUCACCCCCAGCCUGCCCCACGCCCCCAUCAUGUCAGGCCCGCCCUCCCGCAGCGCUCGCUCCCUGGACUACAGCGAGGAGGAGGGCGUGACCACUUCCUGCCAACGCCAACCACUCUAUGUGGACUUCGAGGAGAUCGGCUGGUCGGGCUGGAUCGUCUCUCCCAGGGGUUACAACGCGUACCACUGCAAAGGGUCUUGCCCGUUCCCCCUGGGUCAGAACAUGAGGCCAACCAACCACGCCACCGUUCAGUCCAUCAUCAACGCCCUGAAGCUGAUGAAGGGCAUCGAGCCGCCGUGCUGUGUGCCAGACAAGCUCUUCUCCAUCAACCUGCUCUACUUCGACGAUGACGAGAACGUGGUGCUGAAACAGUACAACGACAUGGUGGCGGGAAGCUGUGGCUGUCACUGACAUCGACCGGUCAACGGCGGCACAUGUGUUCUUAGAAAACACAAUGUAAGUCUAGUUUGGGGACAUUGAGACCUCCUGCCCUUUAAAACUCAACUGAUCCCAAUGUGUGCUGUGUCCCACAUGUGACAUUGUAAUAUAUGUAAAUAUCCAUAAAUUAUAAUAUAUGGCAGUGAUGGAAGCGACAUCCUGUGAAAGAUGUAAAUGUGUAUAUUUUAUGGUUUCUGGUGUGAAUGAUUUUACAGUCAGAAUAAAUAGUG
This is a messenger RNA of Paralichthys olivaceus (Japanese flounder), 1478 nucleotides long. It is a transcript of the gene admp, whose product is annotated as anti-dorsalizing morphogenic protein. NCBI's taxonomy places the organism in Eukaryota, Metazoa, Chordata, Actinopteri, Pleuronectiformes, Paralichthyidae. Gene Ontology annotation, molecular function: growth factor activity; cytokine activity. Gene Ontology annotation, cellular component: extracellular region. The record is from RefSeq and is a predicted model, not a curated record.